Messenger RNA from Paramecium sonneborni, 1646 nucleotides. Lineage: Eukaryota; Ciliophora; Oligohymenophorea; Peniculida; Parameciidae. The record is from the annotation of a GenBank genome assembly.
AUUUAGUAAGGAAAGUCCUAAUCCUAAAAGAUGAGUUGCUAUAUUAUGUUAAACUAUUUUUUUCUUAAUUUAUAAAUAAAUGGCAUUAUUAGGUAAAACUUUAAAAGGGCGUACUACUAAACCAGGAGGUACUGAGUAGAAAAGAAAUAUUAAACUUAGAUAGAUUACUAAAUCUUAAUAAGAAUUUGAAGAGAGUCAAAAGUAGGCUUAAGUAACUUAGUUUGUUUAAUGUAGUUUAAAAAAGAGUAACUGCGAAGUAAAAUUAGAGAAGAAUAGAAAAUUGUAAAUUUUAAUACUAAGAAACUUAUGGCAUAUUGGAGAAGAACAAUGAGAGCAGUUAAAACUGAAUAAUUGAAACUAGACAUUGAAUUAUAUUCAUAAAAUAACAAAAGAGAAUUAGAUUCAAAAGAAGCUUUUAUUUAAAUGCUUGAUAAGAAUUUAGAUGAAGCUGAAGAUUAAUAUCAAAUUGCAUUAAGGAACCACCUUAUUCAUUUAGAGAAUUUUCAUUUAUUAUAAGAGAGUAGAAAUAGAGCAUUGUUGGAAGAAUUUGAAAGAGAUAUUCAAAUAUUAUAAGAAGAAUUUUAACUUGAAUUUGAUGAUAUGACAAAAACUCAUAAAUAAUAAGUUAAAGAGUUAGAAGAUAUGAUUAAAACAGUUGAAGAAGAAGAAAAGAGAAAAGCAGAAUAAGCAAAGAAUCAACAUUAAACUAAUAGAGAAGAAACCAAAAAUAAGGACGUAGAAGACACUAGUUAAAUGAAAUAAUAAUUAGAAGAUAAACAAACUAAAUUUUAUAAUGAUUUAGAAUAGAUGCAUUAAAAAUAUUAAUCAGACACUGCUAAGAAAACAGAAGAUCAUACUAAAUAUUAUGAUGCUAAUAAAGAUAUGUCUAAAAAGAUAGAAAGAUUGGUUAGAUCUAUUGCAAGCAAGAAAGCAAAGAUUGAUCUAACUAAAUAUAAGAUAUUAUAACAUACAAAGGAAUGUAAUGCUAGGAAUUAAGCUUUGAAAAAAGAAAAAGAAAAUAUUGCAAAAAACUAUCAAGAUUUAAAAUUAAAAAUGAAUAAAUUUAGAGAAGAAUAACAAAGAUUAUUAAAAGAGUUAGUAAAUAAUAGUAGAAAUGCAGUUUUAAAAUUAACUGAAUAUAAAGAAUUAGGAGAAAAGAUUUUAAAAACAGCAGAACUCUGUAGGAGAUUGGAAACAGAAAGAGAGAAAGUACUGCCAUUUUAUGAAGAUACAGUUGACAUGGAUUAAAUUCCUGAGAAUUUAAAAAAUGAUUUUGAAGUUAUAGAAAAAGAACACUAUGAAGAAUUUGCUUAUCUUAAUAAUUUUUACAAGAGAUAUAAUAAGGUAAAAUGAUAAUAUUUAAUUUAAAGGUUUUAUUAGAUAUUUUAGCUAUCUAAAAGUAGAAGGAAGCUUUAUAAAAUGAAAGCAAUUAACUUUAAUCUUUACUAAAAUAAUAUUUGGAUGGAUUGUCAUGUAAUGAUGAUGUAUUAUCAAAUCCAAAUCCUUUAUUUGUUAAAAACUUUAAUAUAGAUUUAGGAGAAAAAUAAGUGACUGGAGAAUCAUAAUAGACGAUAAUAGAAGGUGUAUUUAAUGUAAGGAGCACUUAAAUGUAAUUAUAAGGAUAAAGAAUAGGACCAUUUUAAUGA